This is a messenger RNA of Juglans regia (Persian walnut), 2216 nucleotides long. Its product is annotated as squamosa promoter-binding-like protein 12. Gene Ontology annotation, cellular component: nucleus. Gene Ontology annotation, molecular function: DNA binding. Lineage: Eukaryota; Viridiplantae; Streptophyta; Magnoliopsida; Fagales; Juglandaceae. The coding region runs from base 428 to 1849 and encodes 473 amino acids. The transcript has 5 exons. The record is from RefSeq and is a predicted model, not a curated record.
UUUUCCUAAAUGCUGUGGGUCUCCUUCAACGAACGACUUGUGAUUAUACCAUGAUAAUAUUGAGUGUGAAUUAUUGGAAGGAUAGGUUCCGUGUUUGUAUGAAUGUGAUUUGUUGACAGCGAAAGUCGGCAGUGCCGUUUCUCAUUGCUUAUAAACGUGUAGUAUUUUAUAUAAAUUAUUGGAGAGAGAGAGAGAGAGUGAGCUGUGUUGCAUGAAGGGUGGUGAAGGUGAGUAACAGUAAAAUAAUUGUAGGAAGUAGAGUGACGGUAAGUGUUGCAGGGAAUUGGGGAACGCUUACCGUCUUUACCGGGAAUUAAAAGGUGACUGUAUUUUCUGAAUGGUGGGGAACUCAUCUUUAAGUACCGGACUCAGAAGUCAUGGCUGGGAUCUCUAGAACACAAAAGGGAAGGGUGUGUGAUACCAAUUUAUGAGCUCCUUGUUGCUGAUGGAGUGGAAUGAGAAAUCCCCAUCACAGUGGGAGUGGGAUAACCUAUUAUUGUGCAGUGCAAGAGCAGCUGAAAAUUCUAAGUUGCAACCAACAGAAUGGGCUAUGCAAGGAGAUCAAGGGAUAAACUCUGGCUCUUUUUAUUCAUCCGGGGGUGGUGGGGGUAGUGGUGGGUCAGGCCGUGUGUUGAGACAUGCUUCUUUGUCAAAUAGCUCGAAAUCAGCGUCGGCAGAUUCUUAUUCAAUUGGUGAAAGUAAGACAUCAAAGCUCACUUUUGAGGCCUUUGGAGAUUUUCCGGAUGAUUACAUCAGUAAGAAAGAAUUGGCCAGGGUGGAUACAAACGGAGUUUCUCCAAUACUUGAGCCUUCAUCUGGCUCUGGUGAGCCAUUGCUCAGUCUAAAGCUUGGUAAGCAAAUGUACUUUGAAGAUGCUUGUGUAGGUAGCAAUACAGAGACCUCAAAAUUUUCUACGAUUCCCAUGACGUCAGCCACCACAGCAAAAAAAUUCAAGUCCAGUUGUCAGAGCACACAGGUACCACACUGCCAAGUUGAAGGCUGUAAUCUUGACCUCUUGUUGGCUAAAGAUUACCAUCGCAAACAUAGAGUUUGUGAAAGUCAUUCCAAAUCCCCAAAGGUCAUUGUAGGUAGUCUGGAACGUCGGUUUUGUCAGCAGUGUAGCAGAUUCCAUGGUCUUUCCGAGUUUGAUGAAAAGAAGCGAAGCUGUCGCAGGCGUCUUUCUGAUCAUAAUGCUAGGCGACGCAAGCCACAGCCCGAAGCAGUCCGGUUAAAUCCAGCAAGGCUAUCUUCAUCACUUUAUGAUGGGAAGCAGCAGAUGAAUCUUGUCUUUGACAGAGUCCCACUUGGUUACUCAAGCGCUGCUGAUAGUUUAACGUGGGAGGACAUGUGCAGCUCCAAGUUUACCCAAACCAAAGACUAUCUUCUGAAGCCUGCGAAAGCAAGAGACACUGAUAUACAGCUGCAUUUGCCCGGCAAUGACAUGCCAUGUGCCAUCACUACGCUUCAUAAUGAUUCUAGUAGGCUCUUGCCAUCCAAGGGCACUGUAGGUUUAGAAGAACCCAUGAUCUCUGCGCAGCAGGAUGCUGAGCCAGAUUUCCGACGUGCUCUCUCUCUUCUGUCAAACAAUUCCUGGGGUUCCCGUGAGUCAAAACCAGCUCCACACCCACACGCCAUCCAUGCAACUCAUUCUGGUAUGCUGCAGCCUGCAAUGCAGGUGACCCAAGGUAUGCUGCAUGUUUCUUCGGACCACUGGCAGACCCAACAAGCGUCGACUGACUCCCGAGGACAUAUCUUAACUCAACCUAAUAACGGCAGCAUCCAUUUUCAAGACUUCCAGCUGUUCAGAUCACCAGACGAGUUCGGCUUUUAUCCCAACCAGUUGGAUUAACCACUUGAAAACCUAGCGGGCUAACGGACCUGUAAAUGCAUAUGUGCGGACAGGCUAAUGCGAUUCAUCUGGGAGUUGAUUCCCAAAGCUAAAACAACUCUCUCUCAAACGAAAAUCCAAAGUUUUGUCAGGUAUUACGAAUAUGUAUGGAAACAUAUUGCAACAUGACAUUUCCACAUCUUCUCAAAUAAAUUUGCUCAUGACUAUUAGCAUUGCAAGAAAGAGCGAAUAGUUCAUAUAUGGUAUGUCAUCUUCCGACAGCAGGGAAUGUUUACAAGAGAAUUCCAGGUAGCAAGAUUGUUAUUUAUAGAAAACCCUUAUACUGCAAGGAUUUUCCAGGUAGCAAAAAUAACAAUGCUGAUCUGAC